This is a messenger RNA of Vitis riparia (riverbank grape), 2479 nucleotides long. Its product is annotated as zinc finger protein ZAT4-like. The record is from RefSeq and is a predicted model, not a curated record. The transcript has a single exon. The coding region runs from base 499 to 2190 and encodes 563 amino acids. NCBI's taxonomy places the organism in Eukaryota, Viridiplantae, Streptophyta, Magnoliopsida, Vitales, Vitaceae.
UAGAGAGAGAAAGUAGAGAACAAAACGCUCUUUACUCUUUUAAUUUUUCUUCUUUCGCCUCUUCAUCGCCAUCAUUAGCAACAAAGCUACUCACCCAUUUCUUCAAGUAUUGAUUUUUCAUUUUUCAUUUUUCUAUCUUCAAAUUUUCAACUACUGGAGAGAGAGAGUUGAGUGCAUGUUCUCAACUAGGCCUUGUGAGCCAGAUCUUGCUCUUGUUCCAGAAAUCUCAGAUGGGUUCUUCUCUGAUCAGUGGAAAAUGCCGAAGAACCCAUGAUCUGCUAGUGUUAUCUCCUCAAGUUUCGGCAUUUUCCAUGAUUUUCUGAUCUGGGUUUUGGUCUGUUUUCCUUUUCUCGGAUUGCUCUGUUUCAUUACUAUUUUGGGUGCUUGCUGUUCAUGGGGUUGGCAGUUUCAGCAUUGCUUCAGAUUCUGUGAUCGGAAUUGAGCUUCGUUUUUGGGUCUUCGAUCUGAGUUUUCUGCGUUGGUGUGGAAUUGUGAUCAAUGGAAGAGCAAGGCCACGAACUGAUCGAAUUCAAACACGUUUGCAAGUUCUGCAAGAAGAGCUUCCCCUGUGGGAGAUCUUUGGGAGGCCAUAUGAGGUCUCAUAUGAUCAACAGCUCUUUUGAAACUGAUGAAAAGCUCAGCAAAACCAAGCUUUCAUCUCUCCACAAAGCUGCAACCAAUCCUGGUUCUGAAACUGCAACUCAAAUUGGUUAUGGCCUCAGAGAGAACCCUAGGAAGACUUGGAGAAUUGCAGAUUCAAGUGAAGACACUUCACUUCUGGGCAAGUUCUGCAAGGACUGUGGCAAAGGGUUUCAGUCAUGGAAAGCUCUGUUUGGCCACAUGAGGUCUCACUCAGAGAAGGAGAGACUUUCCAACAGCUUGGAGGAGGAAGAUUCAUGGACUAGUGCUAAUCAGAAGUUGGUCAUGGAUAGCCAGUCCGAUACUGAAACUGCAGUCCCAAAUCGCAAAAAGAGAUCAAGGAGAAGAACAAGGUACAUGGCCACUGCAACCUCCUCCUCUUUUUCUUUUGCUAAUGCUUCUUCCUCUGUUUCUGAGAUUGAGCAAGAACAAGAAGAGGUUGCUAUAAGUUUGAUGAUGCUUUCAAGGGAUUCUGGUAACUGGGGUGGUUUGAAUUCUGUUACUGAGUCUUCUGAUAACAAUUCUGUGUUCUUAGAAGCUCCAUCCUCCUUUCCAACUAAUCGGAAUACCAGAAUUGAGAGUAAGACUACUAAUGGCUGUGAUGGUGGUGAGGUUGUGAAGCUGAAGAAGCUCAUAAAAGAUGAGAAGUUCAAUCCUUCUGCUUUGGAUUCGGAUGAUUUCCAGUUUUACUGCAAACAAUCCGAAUUCGGGGCUUCUGGGAAUUCAAGAAAUGAUUCCAAGUUGAACAAAUCUGAAGUUCUGGAGACUAAUAAAAGCAACAAGCUUAAGGUAGAAGAUGGGUUCAGAUUUGAGUCCUCUGAAAACGAAUUGGGGAAGAAACUAGUGAAAGAAAAUGGAUUGGACCAAGCUGAACUGCUUUCCAUUAAGUACAAUUCAAACAAGAGAAAGUUCCGAGACUUCUACGAUCCCGAAUUGAAGGUGAACUGCUCAAAGAAAACGACUAAUAAUGAUGGUACAGACUCCGAAAUCUGCAGGGAUUCUCAGAAGAGAAGCAAAUUUGAGUGUACUACCUGCAACAAGACCUUCCACUCUUACCAAGCUCUAGGGGGUCACAGAGCUAGCCACAAAAAGAUCAAAGGUUGCUUUGCUUCGAGGAUCGACAGCAGCGAAAACAGCAUCGACCCUGAACUCUCCCCUGACCCUACUGCUGAUAGCAAGCUCACUAAGCCCUGCAACAACCAUAGCCCCAGCCGCAGCCCCGGCCCCAUCCAUGGCCACACUGCCAGUGCCUCUGCUGUGAAGGCUGAGACAAUUUUGGGAUCAAAGAAGAGUAAGGGCCAUGAGUGCCCAAUUUGCCUCAAGGUUUUCUCAUCAGGCCAGGCAUUGGGUGGUCACAAGAGAUCACAUUUGGUUGGUGGGUCAGAUACCAGAGGCAGCCAAACCAUUGUUAUUCCCAAGCCCCUUCCAGAGAUCAGAGACCUUCUUGAUCUUAACCUUCCUGCUCCUGCAGAGGAAGAGGGCGGGUUCAAGGCAUGGUGGGUUGGAAGCAGCCACAAGCAUGAGCCACUGGUGGGCAUGAUAUCAAACUGAAGUGUCCUGGUCACAGCCAUGGUUUUCAAGCAAGAUUCAAAGAGUGUACAGACAAGUUCUGGAUAUUAAUUCAUUAAUUCUUUCUCAGUAUUCACCAAGGUAACACUUCCAUUUGCCCUCAAAAGUAACCUUCCAUUUUCCUCCUUUUAUUUCUCAUCUGUUUGGUCAUAUAGAAAAUAAACCUCUACUACUGCGACAUUUCCAAGCUGAUGAUUCUUCUGUCUCAGCUCCAAACUCCAAUACUGUAAUUGAAUUUCAUCUCUAUUUUUCAACUAGUACUGCAUAUUUC